This is a messenger RNA of Saprolegnia diclina VS20, 518 nucleotides long. RefSeq lists its product as hypothetical. The transcript has 2 exons. The record is from RefSeq and is a predicted model, not a curated record. Bases 13 to 441 code for a protein of 142 amino acids. Lineage: Eukaryota; Oomycota; Saprolegniomycetes; Saprolegniales; Saprolegniaceae.
GAAGAUUUGACGAUGAUUGCAGCAGAACGUGGCCAUGACAGCGUCAUUAGAUUGGACCGCAGUGCGUUUGUGGACGAUGCAUCCAACGCAGCUCUUCUGCGCCAACACGGCGUGACAGCCAUGAGCUCGCGUGUCCCAAUCGACGGCGCCGACGUCUCCCAGCUGCGCAAGGACGACGUCGUGCAGCUCUUGUCGUCGCUCAGCGCCGAGACAAAGCUCCUGACGUUUGCGCCGCCACCAGAAGCCGAGGCGCCGCAUCUGCUCUGCGCCAAAGGCCGGUCGCUGGCCAUCUUCAAGGCCGUCGCACCCGAGAGUGCACAGAGCGCUGCGACGUCCCCGUCGUCGAUGCCAACACUCGCCGUCGAUGUCGAGGCGUCUGUGGAGCUGCGCUCGACUAUUGCGUCACUGGCGAUCGUGAGCCUUCCGAUCGACGGACGGUAGUACCUUAUCAGCGACGACUUCGCAAGCCCGCAAUGCUAUCUUUUGUCACCUGCUACGUGCCAGAGCCAUGGGACUCG